This is a messenger RNA of Drosophila serrata, 1231 nucleotides long. It is a transcript of the gene Coa7, whose product is annotated as Cytochrome c oxidase assembly factor 7. Gene Ontology annotation, cellular component: mitochondrial intermembrane space. NCBI's taxonomy places the organism in Eukaryota, Metazoa, Arthropoda, Insecta, Diptera, Drosophilidae. The record is from RefSeq and is a predicted model, not a curated record. Gene Ontology annotation, molecular function: protein binding.
UAUCGAUAACUAAAUGGUCACACUGGUGUGUUGUGAACAAAACAGGACGCAGUCAUAAUAACUUUAUUUUUGUCGGUUUUUAUCUAUUAAAACCCACCUGACCAUGGCCUACGACCUGAAAAAGGAGUCCGACGUGAAGGAGUACGUGGAGAAGCUGGGCAUGGAGUAUCGCUUCGGCUGCUAUAUGGAAAAGAAGCCGGAAGCCUGCCACCUGUUGGGCGACUAUCUGGAGGGCAUUAAGAAAGACUUUGAGAAGGCCUCCAAGGUGUACAAGUCGACGUGUGACGAUUAUGGUUACGCAAAGUCCUGCUAUAAGUUUGGCAACUACAGCUUCCUUGGCAAGGGCAAGAGCGGCAGCAAGGGUGAGCCAAGGGUGGCGUAUCAGUACUACGAAAAGGGCUGUCAACUGAACGAUCCGGAUGCCUGCCUACACUCUGGCCUGCUGCUAUUCUCCAGUUCGAUGCCCAAGGAGAUAGACAGGGAUGUGCUGAAGGGUCUGGAGUUCCUCAACAAAAGCUGCGACAUGAACAAUGCCACCGCCUGCUUCUACCUCUCUGGCAUGCACAUUGCCGGUGUACAAAAGAAGCUAGAUCCAGCUACGGCAGGAUCUGCAUCUUCAGCGUCCACCCCCAGCACUGGUACAGCUCCUCCGUCCAACGCAACCGCUGCUGCUGCCGCCGCAGCCGCCUCCCCCAAGACGCCCCCCAAGGACUCCGACUAUGUGGUGCUUAAGGAUAUGAAAAAGGCCUUCAUGUUUGCACGAAAGGCCUGCGAGCUACGCAAUAUGUACGCUUGCGCCAAUCUCAGCCAGAUGUACGCCCGAGGCGAUGGGAUCGAGAAGAAUGAAAAGGAGGCGGAAAGGUACAAGAAGAUGGCCAUUGAGAUGCAUGACGAGGUGAAGAAGCAGCAGGAGACGCUCGGCUUCCAGCAGGGCGUGGGCAUGCCCAAUUGAUUACCGAUUUUAUACUACUGCAACGUUUCUUAUAUUCUUUUUGCUUUGAUUGUUUUUGUCAACACACCAAACCCCAUACCUUAACCAGGUCGAACUUUAGUUAAUUCGACCGUUUAGCUUGUGUUCUUUUUAUUUGUGAUUUCCGUGUACAUAGCCGAAGGGCGUAAGAGCGAUAGAAUGAGAUAAAAUUCCUAGUUUUAAUUGUUAAUGUUAUUAAAGUAACGAAAAUGAAGAAUGAAAUGAAAUGAGAAGAGAAAAGAGAAACCCUUAAAAACAAUU